Struthio camelus australis is the source of this 3851-nucleotide messenger RNA. RefSeq names its product succinate receptor 1 (gene SUCNR1). Gene Ontology annotation, cellular component: plasma membrane. Lineage: Eukaryota; Metazoa; Chordata; Aves; Struthioniformes; Struthionidae. Gene Ontology annotation, biological process: G protein-coupled receptor signaling pathway. The record is from RefSeq and is a predicted model, not a curated record. Gene Ontology annotation, molecular function: G protein-coupled receptor activity.
GCCCUCAAGAUGGCUGUGAACGAGACAGGCGACUGUUUGCUGAUGGUCGGUUUCCUAGAAAAGUAUUAUCUUUCCACCAUGUAUAGCCUUGAGUUCAUUUUAGGCCUCACUGGAAACACCAUUGUUGUAUUUGGCUAUAUUUUCUGCUUGAAAAACUGGAAAAGUGGCAACAUCUACCUGUUUAAUUUAUCGUUAUCAGAUUUAUUAUUUCUGUGUACUCUUCCAGUGCUUGUGAAAAGCUACUCUAGAGAUCAGUGGGCAAAGGAGAGCAUCUUCUGCCAUAGCAACAGAUUCCUGUUGCAUGCAAACCUGUACACCAGCAUCCUUUUCCUUACCUUUAUCAGUAUUGACCGAUACCUGCUCAUGAAACAUCCUUUCAGAGAACAUUUUCUACAGAAGAGAAAAACUGCUGUUAUAGUGUCUGUUGCGAUAUGGAUCUGGGUUGUGUUGGAACUGUUGCCACUGAUGCAUUUCCUUGUGACUAUGGUUGAUUAUGCAAGUUCUGGAGACCCAGCAAAAAGCAUCAUCUAUAGUAUGUUUCUGACUGUCUUUGGGUUCCUUAUCCCUCUCUGUGUCAUGUGCUUCUUCUACGUAAAGAUGGUUAUAUUUCUUAAGAACAGGAGUGAGCAAAACAGUUCUUUCCCGACGCUUGAAAAACCUCUUUCUUUAGUCAUCCUAACGGUGGUUAUCUUCUCGUUACUGUUUACUCCAUAUCACAUAAUGCGCAAUGUCCGACUUGCUUCCCGAAUACCAGCCUUGAAUGUAUCUGUGUGCACACAGAACAUCAUCAAUGUCGUUUAUAUCAUCACAAGACCCAUUGCAUUUUUAAAUAGUGUCAUUAAUCCUGUUUUUUAUUUCUUAAUGGGUGAUCACUUCAGAGAGAUGCUGAUGGCAAAAAUAAGGCAGCUCUUGAACAGAAAAAGAACUAAUAAGGAGAACUCUGACACUGGGAGAUAAUGAGGGGAAAAAGAAACUAGCUUAACAUGGCCUUUUACCAAUGUUCAGAUCCGUUUCUUUAGAUAGCUUCAUUUAGGCUAUAGAUUGUGCAUAGGUUGAUUGUGUUCCUCUGUAUGCGGUUGAUACCUUAUUGUAUAGUAGACCUCCUGCUACCAAUUUCAUUCCAGCAAAGCUAUUCUUGGUUUCAGCAGAAGCAAUAUUAACUGACAGUAGUACAGAAGGACACAGUACUCCUAUAGCAGAAUACACUAUGGUCUAUUAAUUUUGUAAAUAAAAUAUCAUCAUGGUAUUUCUUAGAGGGAAAAUAUGUUGCUCCCAGAUGGUUUCUUUGUGAUCCAUAAGUUGACAGUGGACUAGACUUAGGCUUGGCUAAAAUGGGCAGGGGCGCUGGGUCACAUAUCCAGCAUACUCCUGGGGAUCUCUGCUGAGUCUUCUUUGUAUAAGUGACUCCUUUGCCCUCUGUGCAAACUGUAUAGUUGAGCCAAUUUACAGUUAUGGUUGAUUUGGUGGCUUGGCAUCUACCACAUGGCAAAAAAGAGAGUUAUGCAGACAGUUAAAUGGAAUCUUCUGUCAUAAUUGCCAGAAAGGAGGUAGUAGUUAGGGUGCCGUUUUUAUCUGUAAUGAUAGCAAAGAGAUUAGAAAGCUGUAAAAUUCAGCUGCUGGUUUUAAAGGCAUUUCAUGCAAGCAUUGAGACAGCCAAGGAGAGUGUGUUUGUGUAUACAGACAGGUUGCUUUACGCUUUGAAAAAUGACUGCAAAAAUGCCAGUACUGGUUUGCUUACCUGUCCCAGUGGUUUAUAAAGGCAUUUCUUAGUUAAGAACUAAAUGAAUAGAUUUUCUUAUUUUUACUUUUUCAAGUUGAAUCUGGCUGUAAAAUCAAAGUGUAGCUUUGCUUACUUUCCCAGUUACAUGACUAUACAUGUUCUAUUCUGCCCUUAAUUACAGCUUUUUAGUCAUAUAAUGCAAUUAUUUUAUAUAAUUAAUGUGAUUACCUUAUCUAUAGGUGAGAACAGGAUUUAUAACUGGAAGUGGAGUUUGGACUUCAUGCUUUGAACUUCAUUAACAGUUCCAAUAAUAAAAGAGGAGCUAAACGGGGGCCACUUUUCUCCUAAUAUCCCUGCAAAAUUGUUGCAACUGGUAGUAAUAAAACCAGCAGAAACUUAUUUUUCAAUUAACUGACCUGACUUCAAAUCUAGAGGGUGAAAAGAUCUAUCAAAUGAUAAGGAACAGCUCAUACAGUGUUUACUUUUCAGAGUACAGCCAAUACUGGUUGGACAGAAUUAGAGGGGAAAAGUAAAUGCUUUUAAGCAUUAUGGAAAACUUACUGCAGAGAAAACAGAUACUAAAAAGACUGAUGCAAUCAGAGCGUAGAAAAACUGUGUGAAAUCAAUGGCAAUAAAAAAAGAUGAAUAUCAGAGGAAAAUCAAUACAUGCUUUGUCUGUGUAUCAUGUGAAAAUGCAUUAGGUUACACGUGUAUACGUUGUAUUGACAUAUUUACUUUGUUGGAUCUGCACUGACUAGCGCUGCGUGGUUUGCUUUGUUACCUUUCAUCAUUUCAAUAAGGAGGAGAAGCCCAGAAUGCACAGUAUUUGGGGUGAGAAGGAGAGGUUUUGCUGAGGAUGCCCUAUAUGGCCGUUGAAAGGACUCCUGCUGACAAGUCAUUGUGACUUGGGAAAGACUUGUGAAGGUUAAGAGAGGGCAGGGGCCCGCGGCGCUGGAGCAGGAGGCAGCGUUCCUCCUGCAGCGGGGAAGCCCACCAGGCACCAGAGGAGCCACGGGCAAAGGGGAAAGGCAUUUCAUACUUAUAUGACACUUGCUGCUCUUUGAGAAAUGGAGAAAGGUAUCUCCGGUUAUUGUCUCAUUAGGGUUAAUUUUAUUUUUGAUUGCUGAUGUGUUCUGCUGAAAGACUUGUAAAUGUUUUACUGGUAAUUGAAUAAUAUACUGAGAAUAAACUGCAACCUGUUUGUUUUUUUUUUUUAAAAAAAAAAGCCUCCUUUGUGUUGAGUAUUCUGUUUUAUAUGCAAUUUUCUUUUAAUGUCCAGUAGCACAUUACAUCUGCAUUUUUCCAGUAAAUAGUAAAAUCCUAAAAUCUAUGAGCAAAAGUAACCAUUUGACUAAAUCUGAGGGGAAAAAAGUAGUUGCUUUCUUCUGUGAGUAUCUCAGGCCAGGUGCUUAGCUCAUACCAUUGAGGUUCAGCUAAAAUCUCAGCUUUCGUGAGUAUCAUGCUCCAAAGAAAAGUGGUUCCUACACUGAAAGAAGAUAAAUUCCCGGUGAGCCCAGGUGUUUGAGAUGGAAGCUCUUCUGGUCCCUGGCGGUGCAGCGAGUUUGCUUGUGCUCAUCAGUAUCGUCAGCCUCCCUGUACCAGCGUCUUUGUGAGUAAAGGUCCUUACCUGCGUACUCAAAAGCCGAGGGAGUGAGGUUUUCAGUGUCACGACUAACAGUGCCCUAGUUGUUUACUACCUUGUUUUUUUUACUAUUUGCACUGGAAUACAGAUAUUUAAUGAGUUGUUAACAAACGUUUUGACUGGAAUUGAAUAAUGUGCACAUGCUGGAAAUGUGCAUAAAUCAUUAUUUUCUUCACUUACUUGCUUUGUAACAAUCUUUGUAUGUAACUCUCUGAAUCGCUUUGUCAGUGGUGGAAAAAAGAUCCAUCAUGUAUGCUAUGGCAGCAUGGCCUGGGACAGAUAAGGCUGUGCUUGAAUUUCCAUUAUAAAUAUUUCCUGGUUUUUUAAGGACCAUUGUACAGAAAGCAUUUAAGAGGCAAUUAUUCACUUGAGUAUGAAAUAUGGCAUUAUACAUCCUCAGCCCAGUAACUCUUUCUGGGGAAAACAACAUACAGUAAUAUAUAUUGGGCUGAAACACCUUUUCGUAGACUCACCUUUGACUCUUAUCAC